Molecule: messenger RNA, 1878 nt
Organism: Anthostomella pinea
Lineage: Eukaryota; Fungi; Ascomycota; Sordariomycetes; Xylariales; Xylariaceae
Source: the annotation of a GenBank genome assembly
AUGUCCCCGAAGUCAUGGACGCUUCAGGACACCUGUUGCAGUCUUUUCCCGCAAGGGCGGGGUAUCAAGAGUGUCAUCGGCAAAGGAUGGAAGCUAGAGGAUGCCACGGCGAGAUUCAACUCAAUCCAGAAAGAAGAGCCACAAAUUCAUGCUGAGAUCCAGCUGCUGAUGUAUCUAGCUCAGCAGGAGUCAUCGCAAAGCUCUCGUCAGGAAUCUAACGGGUUGAUGUAUGGCUACAUCGGCUGCAGCAAGAAGUCCUGCUAUCUUUGCAACGAGUUCAUCAAGCAAUACGACCCUUCCUUUCGGACCCAAGGGUCCCAUGGCGCUCUCUUCAGUCAAUGGACCGUUCCACACCUUGAGACAAGCGGCGACAUUGGCGGUGCUUCUGUUCGCAUUGCACGGGCACUUCAUCAAGUCGAACAAAAUCUGGUAUCCCUUGUCAGGAAGGAUAAAACGGGCAAAGUCCAGAUUGCUGCAGUGAAACAAUCAUCAGUGGGUGGCUCUUCUUGUGGAACCACAUUGCCAGGUGGCAAGGGCGACAUCUCGGAAUGGGCGCAACUCUUGGCCAGUUCGCAUUUGGUUGAGGAGAGAAUGUGCAACAUGAUGAACAUCCGAACGUUAUUCGAAGCGGACAGCGUCGCAGAAAACACCGAGGUUGAGCUGGAGCAACAGCUCUUGAGCUCUUUUAGGGACGAUCAUGUCUUCUCGGAGCCACCGGCAGCUUCUCAUGCUGUACCAUGUGACUCCUUUGAAGCUGAUUAUUUCCUCGACCUGUCCGCAGUGAGGGAUGAGAUUCCGGAUGAUCCUGAUGUGCUCGAAAAGUUUGGAUUCAUGGAAUGCCGAGAUUACAACGAAAGAAGUUUCCUUCUGGGGCUUUAUCAGGGUUUGCUGAAUGGCCUGGAGGUAGACGUGCUGGUAAUCAACUCGUGGAUGGAGGACGGCACUCUGAAGGAGAACAUCAUCAAGACAUAUGAGGAGCGCCCUCAGGGUAAUCGUGGUGAAUACUACCCCUGGUUUUUGAGGCAGGCGCAUCUGCUGAACCCAAAUCCCGAAGAAGAUAAUACUGUGAGCGAUGCAGAAAUGUAUCUUCGACACCUGGACACGGCCCGGGGGCGACAUCUUAACCUCGAAGACCAAGGAAUUCCUGUCGAGGAGCUCAGCCCGUGGACCAAGCGUGAGAGCCUGAGGUUCUUCGGUAUUCUUUCAAUGAACGCAUACCCCCAUCCGAAUAUGGCACGUGUGUGGUUCAACUUAGGAUUCUGCGUUUGUCAUGAAGAGCAUCACCAACGCGUUCUUGGUACGCUGUACAGUAGUCUGGUCUAUGGGAACAAGAUGAUGGAUGAUAGUGAUGACGCCUUGGAAAUUGGCCAAAGCGAAAGACAGCCUCGAGAAACGUGCAGCUUUGGUGAGUUUUGGACGUGCUUCGGGGAAGGGAGGCUCGCCGCUCUGAUGGAGCGGUAUCAGCUGCGCGGCGCAUUGGAAGGCUUCCCCUACCUUGAAGGCUUUCUGUCAAUACCACCCGAUAACCCAAGGCCGCUCGUAUGGCAUCUCAGGCACCUAUUGGAGCUGGGGCUUGAUGCCAAUCAGGCGACCGUCAUCCGUUGCCAUGAGGCGGAUAUGCUCGGAGUUGCCCGUCGGAAAUUCGGCUUGGACGCCUCGAGCGGCCGGUUGGACGCCAAAGACAUCAUGAUUCUGAAAGACUUCUAUAUAAAAAUACUUGAAAUUGGAAAGGAGGGAGCGACCAACCCCCUGGACCUUGAACGAGCCCGUGUUGAAGGCAGGUUGUUGGAGUUUCUCCUGCAAGCGCAUCAGGCAACCGGAUGGAGUAGGCACGAUGCGUCGGAGAUAAGGGAGGUCUUGAGAAAGGCGUUUAGUUAA